AUGAGAAAGACACAACUUUCACAGCAACACUUCUCUCAUUUCAUAACACGUUAUCAGCACGAGUGUGCUCUCCACCGGAGUUCUUCUUCACCGGCCAGCUCCUCCGGCGCUCAGCCUUGCUCCGCCGGCGAUUCAAGUUUUCCGGUGAGCUCUCAAGAUCUUGCUCAAGGUGGUCCAUUCAGAUUCCUGAUGUCGAAAAUCAACAACCUUGAGUUUGCUGCCCUCAAUCUCUCCGGAGAUAAUUACCUCCAAUGGGUACUUGAUACCAAAAUUCUCUUGAGGUCUAAAAAUCUUGGUGAUACUAUCACUGAAGACACUGAGCCAUCGGUUAAGAAUAAAUACCAGGCCAUUGUGAUCAUUCGCCAUCAUCUGGCUGAAGGUCUUAAAGACCAGUACCUCACUAUUGAGGAUCCUCUGGAACUUUGGACAGAGUUGAAAAAUAGAUAUGAUCAUCAGAAAACUGUGAUCCUGCCAAAGGCCCUUUAUGAUUGGAGAAACCUAAGAAUCCAAGACUAUAAGUCUGUGGAAGAGUAUAACUCGGUUAUGUUCAAGAUAGUCUCCAAGUUGAAAUUGUGUGGGGAGACUAACAAUGAGUUACUCAUGAUGAACAGUGAGCUAAGGCCACCUGGUACUAAAGCAUUGCCUGAGGCACAUGCGGCCAUAGAGCCAAAAGAUGAGACUCCAAGAGAGUCAUACCGCGGUCGCAUGAGAGGCCGUGGGAGAUGGCAAGGAAGUAACCGUGGGUUUCAACCACGAGGUCGUGGGUUUCAGCCACGAGGACGUGGAUUCCAACCACGAGAUCAUCUUGGUCACAGCCGAGGCCGAGGCUAUAGCCGAGGUCAUCAUGCUAGCCGUGGAUAUAAGUCCGACUUCAAAACCCAUGGCUCGACCAAAACUCCUUGCUAUCGUUGUGGGAUGACCAAUCAUUGGGCUAACCGAUGCAGAACUCCCCAACAUCUUGUUAAACUCUACCAGGAGAGCAUAAAGGGAAAAGACCCUGUGGCAAAUUGGGUCCAUCAUGAUGAUGAGAAUGAUCUAGACCAUGAGAAUGAUCAAGCCGAUUAUGAGACUUCGGAUCUCCUUAAAAGUGGCUGA
This is a messenger RNA of Raphanus sativus (radish), 1095 nucleotides long. RefSeq lists its product as uncharacterized. The transcript has 3 exons. Gene Ontology annotation, molecular function: nucleic acid binding; zinc ion binding. Bases 1 to 1095 code for a protein of 364 amino acids. The record is from RefSeq and is a predicted model, not a curated record. Lineage: Eukaryota; Viridiplantae; Streptophyta; Magnoliopsida; Brassicales; Brassicaceae.